GUUUGUAAACAAAGUCUGAGGGACCUGUGACAUCAAGUUCAAGUUUAAGAUAACUCCGCCGGGGAAUCGCAAGGAUGGCGAGUCUCGUGUCGACCUUUUUGCGUCGCUCCGGCAGCCUCCUCCGCUCCUCCUGCGUGGCACACCCGAGGGCGGCCUCAGGACUACAGCACACCCAGCCAUGCAGCACCAACACAGCCGCCUCAGCAUCCGUGGGAGGCAGCAAGGCACCCGAGGGAGAGAAUGUCGUCAGAGUGAGCAAGUCCAUGAAGGCGUACCAGGAGAGGGCCGAGGCACAUGACAAGUUCAUGGUGGAGCAAGUUGCAGAGUACGAGAUUGGGCGCCGUCACCUUGCAAACAUUAUGGGAGAGGAUCCGGAGACCUUUACGCAGGAGGAUAUUGAUGAAGCCAUCGCCUACCUCCUCCCCUCGGGCCUGUUUGAACCCCGAGCUCGCCCCGCCAUGAAGCACCCAAGUGAAGUGUUUCCCAAGAAGAAGGCGGCUGAGUUUGACAUCAGUGGCCGCCCCUUCCACCACCUCUUCUACACUGGAAUCCCCUCAUACUACCAGGCCUUGCACGAUUUGGGGAAGACUGUGAUGUCUCUGGAUCAGUUCUCUGAGAGGAUGUCGCAGUACAAGCUGAACCAGGACAGCGCCCAGGCCUUCAACACUGGCGGCUCGGAGUGGGUAUCCAAGGAAGAGCUGGAACAAAUUUUCGUCGAGAAGCUGCAGGACAAACAUUACAACUUCUUCAUCCGGGCCAUGACGAGACUUGUCGAGCACCCACACUCAGCCCGUGCCCAAGACUUCAUCAUGCGCUUCCGGAACAAGAUUGUGGACUCGCAGAAACAGGAAGAAAUCCCUAAGCUGAUGUACACCGCUGACGGCACUCCGUACAUGACUGGCGAGGGGAAGAGGAAGUGGGCCGAAGCUCACGUCACUGUGUACGGCCGAGGCUCAGGAAAGUUCGACAUCAACGGGGAGGACAUCCGGUGCUACGAGCUGAUCCAGGACAGAGAACAGUUGGUGUUCCCGCUGCAGUUCACGAAUCUGCUGGGGAAGGUGGAUGUGGUGGCCAAGGUCACAGGCGUAGGAUCAUCGGCCACCUCUGGGGCCAUCCGUCUGGCCACCUCGGUAGCCCUUCAGUCCUUCGUGGAUGAGAGUAUGAGGGAGAAGAUGAGGCUAGCUGGUCUACUAACAAGGGAUCGCAGGCACAGGGAGAGGAAGAAGCCUGGCCAGAAGGGUGCCAGGGCAAAGUACACCUGGAAGAAGAGAUAAGCGAGACCCAUACACAGGCACUAAGGGGAAAGGUGUACAAAGAUGAAGGGAGGUUGCGUAUGUAUGUAUGGAAAUCGCCGGGAAGAAAUGAUACUAUUGUCAAGUUCAUUUGAUACUUUCUCACUGUAUUUAAUGAACAAGAGUAAAUAUUUUAAUUUCCCGUGUUCUUAAAAACUACAAAAGGGCAAGUAGCUUACAUAGAUGGUGGCAACUGAUAAGAUUGUCUUGAUAAGUGAUAAGCCACUGGUCCAGGUGUGUGAGCAUUUGUAAACACCAACACUAAUGUAGAGUGUGAAGUGAUGAGAUAAGCGGCAAACUCGUUGACAACACAGUGGGAUGGGGGCACUGGGUACAUUUAGGGAACUCUGUAAAUGUUUUCUGUAAUAAAUAUUUGUUCUUGAUUUGAUUCAGUUUACUGUU
Eriocheir sinensis (Chinese mitten crab) is the source of this 1694-nucleotide messenger RNA. RefSeq names its product 28S ribosomal protein S9, mitochondrial-like (gene mRpS9). Gene Ontology annotation, biological process: translation. The record is from RefSeq and is a predicted model, not a curated record. Gene Ontology annotation, molecular function: RNA binding; structural constituent of ribosome. The transcript is spliced from 10 exons. NCBI's taxonomy places the organism in Eukaryota, Metazoa, Arthropoda, Malacostraca, Decapoda, Varunidae. Gene Ontology annotation, cellular component: ribosome; mitochondrial small ribosomal subunit. The coding region runs from base 75 to 1274 and encodes 399 amino acids.